Messenger RNA from Ictalurus punctatus (channel catfish), 11404 nucleotides. Its product is annotated as hydrocephalus-inducing protein homolog. The transcript is spliced from 62 exons. The coding region runs from base 72 to 11240 and encodes 3722 amino acids. The record is from RefSeq and is a predicted model, not a curated record. Lineage: Eukaryota; Metazoa; Chordata; Actinopteri; Siluriformes; Ictaluridae. Gene Ontology annotation, cellular component: axoneme. Gene Ontology annotation, biological process: axonemal central apparatus assembly; cilium movement.
ACAGCAGCCCAACCAGGAGACGCCAAAUUAUCGUGGAAACUAGACAACACUCGCAGACUCGUCCUCUGAAGAUGGAAAAUCAAUAUAGCUCAGUGCUGAAGGAGGCAAAGAAGGCAGUUGAGAGUGAACCUCAAAGAGAGGACAUGCUGUGCAGAGCUGGUACAGGGUUUGGUGAACUGUGUGAAGAGGACAACAUUCCCACAAUGGAAAAUCAAUAUAGCUCAGUGCUGAAGGAGGCAAAGAAGGCAGUUGAGAGUGAACCUCAAAGAGAGGACAUGCUAAGCAGAGCUGGUACAGGGUUUGGUGAACUGUGUGAAGAGGACAACAUUCCCACAAUGGAAAAUCAAUAUAGCUCAGUGCUGAAGGAGGCAAAGAAGGCAGUUGAGAGUGAACCUCAAAGAGAGGACAUGCUGUGCAGAGCUGGUACAGGGUUUGGUGAACUGUGUGAAGAGGACAACAUUCCCACAAUGGAACAUCAAUAUAGCUCAGUGCUGAAGGAGGCAAUGAAGGCAGUUGAGAGUGAACCUCAAAGAGAGGACAUGCUAAGCAGAGCUGGUACAGGGUUUGGUGAACUGUGUGAAGAGGACAACAUUCCCACAUAUGAUGCUCUGCUGCAGAUGGAAGUUGAGAGGCUCCUAGUCAAGGAAAAUUCUAUAGCCACUGAAAAAUCCCUAAGAGACUCUGUGCAAAGUGAAACACCUGGAUCCAUUUCUAGCAUGUGGCGCAAAAAGCUCAGCAGGUUUAUUUUGCCUGAGUACAUUCUGGACUUUGGUUAUGUGAUUCACGGCACUGUAUCUACUCGCAUUGUCAAAGUGACAAACACUGGUCUUCUCCCAGUGACCUUCAGAGCUGAACGACAUUCUCUGGCAGGCACAGGAUUUAGCACAGAGCUGAACAGGGUGAAGAACCUGCCCUGCUGUGAGACAGAGACAUUUGAGGUGACGUUUGAUUCACGAGGUGCAAAUCUAGAGCUUGCAGAGAUGAGCACUGUCUUGCCUAUACAGGUGUUGGGAGGUCCUACAGUUCAAGUCCGUCUACUAGCAGUGGUCAUGAGGCCCUCCUUGACUGCCUCCACUAACAUGUUACAGUUUGAUAGUGUUCAGUGUGGCAUGUGCAAAGUGGCUACAUUGCAGCUGCACAACCCUGAGCCAGUGCCCUGUAAGUGGAGCAUUAAAGAGGAGGAGCAGCUCAAGAGGAAGGUGAAGACUGAAAAGCACAUCCCACUUCACCUGAGACAGGAUGCUCGCUUAGAGAAACUGAAUUCACUUAUCUUUGAAAUGUUGCCAUCUAGUGGUGUGCUGUAUCCUGGUGACAGGGUCAACAUCCAGGUCAAAUUCAGUCCAGCUGAAGGGAGAAUGUAUAAAGAGAGACUGGUGAUUGCAGUGGCCCAGAGCACCCAGCGGAUCCUACUGUUAGCCCAGGGUCAGGGAUUGGAGCCACAGCUGGAGUUUUCCACCUCAGAAAUUGAGCUGGGGCCUGUGCUGCCCUACAGCAAUGGAGAUGAGGUCGAGGUCCUGGUACGCAACCCUUGCCCUUUCCCCAUUGAGUUCUACUCCCUGGACUUUGACAGGCAGUAUCUGGAGGAAGAGAGGAUCCUGCGGUUGAUAAAAGGAUAUGAUGCACAUAAUAUAUUGCUGCUACCCCCUCGAGCCCCUGGCGAGCCUUUGCCUGCUGAACUCCUGGACUACUACCAAGAGCAUAGGUUUAGGAAACCUGAGCCAGCUGACUCCCGUAAAGAUGUCGAGUCUUCCGAUGCCAAGGAGAAGUUUGCAGGGCAAGAGGAUAACUUAUCAAAUGCUCCAGCUGGAGAGUGCCCUCUGGACGUGGGUGAGGCAGAUGCCACAUCUGUACUGUCCCAAUAUCGGGCAUCCACUGGUGCAGAUGUGGUCAAAGACAACAUCAGGACCAGCAGGGUGGGUGAUCUGGAGGUGAACCCUGUGUCUAGAGCCAUUGCUCACUACAUGGGCAUUGAUUUGUCACCAGCAGGCCAAGCUGUUCACAACUGCAAAGGCAUUGCCAUUGUAGUGCAUGGUGCUCCACUCUCAGGUAAGACUGCUUUGGCUGUGAGCUUGGCACGGUACUACAGUGCUGCGUGUUUGAACAUAGACUCAGUAGUGCAAGAGGCUGUGUCAUCUGGAACCAGCACUGCAAGCAAGCAGGCCAGAGAGCUGUUUGGAGCCACCAUUGAGUCUGUGCCAGGCACAGCAGAACAUACUGCCCCAGCUGUGUUAAAUGUGAUGACUGCGGCUUGUCAGGCUGAAGGCAUUCUCAGUGUUGAGGCAUUAGCCAAGCACACUUCUGAGAGUAUUCAGGACACUGACUCCAAAGACCCCACAUCCACUAUCUCAACAAACAAUAAGACCAGCUCUGUGGGAGCAAAGAAAAAUGAUGACUCUAAUCCCACUGCUACAGUGGCUGGUCCAACUCACAGGCUCCCUAAUGAGAAUGUGAGUCAGGUGGGUGAGCUGGGAGGCAUGAAUAGUUUACUGCCUGAUGAUCUCCUGGUAGAGAUUCUGUCAGAGAGACUACAGCUUAGCGACUGUGACCGAGGCGUCGUGAUUGAUGGCUUGGAAACAAUGUACUGCAGCUUUCCAAGCACUGUGCUCCAUGUCAUCUUCAAAGCUUUCAACAACCGCCAGCACAUCUAUGUUAUCAACCUCACCGACAGCUACUUUGAAUUCAGAUCCAGAGAGAGAGCUCAACUGGAGAUGACAGAGGCCUUACAAAGGGAACAGACUGAAAGAGAAAAGCUGCAUGUGCGGGAGAUGGAUGAGGAUGAGUAUGAUGCCCUUUGUGAGGAAAAGAAAGCAUAUGCAGACCUUGAGCACUUGGAGAUGCUGAAGGAACAUAUGUACAGCAAGCAAGAGAGUGAGCAGGAGAUGAGGCAUCAGGAGGAGAAGCUCAGAGAGGAGGAGGAGUUGAAGAAAAAAUACAAGAAGGGAAAAAAGGAAAUACUUACAGAGGAUUUAACAGAAAGGAGAAGUCACUUGAGAGUUGCCCAGCCUGUUGUAGAACUCCACUCUGACACUGGACUGGGAAAGCAGCCUAAAGGGGGUAGAAAGAUGUCUUCCUGCACAGAAGCCAAAGAUUCACUUUUAGAGGGGACCGGAGAACUUGAUGAAGGAGGCAAAAAGAAAGCCAAAGAUGGCAAAGACAGCAAGCCAACUGGCCAUGAUAAUUCUUUACUGCCACUGGAUGAACUGGAGAAUGAACUGAUAACCGAGGCCGAAAGGCAGUUGUUUUCCAGCUUCCAGCUAUACGAGCAGAGCCAACCACUGAUCCAGCACAUGCUGCAGAACUGGGAUAGGACUCAGGGCCUCCUGCUGAAUUCUCUUCCUUCAGAGGAUCAGCACCAGGGGCCUGAGGAAGCCUCAGAACAUCAUAAGCUACCCAGCAAGAGGGCCAAAAAGGAGCGGGAGAAGGAGAGGAUGAAAAUGGACACUGCUGAGCCUAAGCUGUUGUCUCCAACCCCCAGCCAGACUCACCUGUUGCCCAAUGGCACAGAGGGCUCAGAGAAUGACCUGGCAAUAGAGUUCAUCCCCCACACCUACAUUUCUAUCAGCAAAAAAGAGGAGGCAAGCAUAGACAAGCUUCUAGACAGCAUGAAGCUUCCAUCACGUGAUGAGGUUUUGGAUGGGUUAGGGCUUGGACCCGCAGGUCCACCUAUUCCUCCUCCCAUGCUGUUCUCAAUAGUCCCAUACCCCAAAAGGAGAGUGGUGUCCAGCUUUCAUCUUACUCCUGGCUGCUUCACCUUCUUAAUGCCCUCAUCUCUGGAAGACUCAGCUGAGGAGAAGCGGGAGAUUGACUUGGAGACAGAAGCCCUAAGCCCCACAGUGUCUGCAAAGCUUCAAGAUGCUUCCUGUAUGAAGAAAUUAAUCGGCUGCAGUAUUCAGGAGGAUGUUACAACCCUGAACAAAGGCAAAGGGAAAAAGGCCCCAGUGAAAGAGGAAUCAGCCAAAGGGACCACUAAAGACAAGCGGCGAGUUCCUGCAAAAAAAGGAAGCAAGAGCAUAGACUCUCAUUCAUCUCCAUUGAACACGGGCACCCCCUUAUCUGAAACUGACCACAGCAAGUCUCUUACAGAUUGUCUUACAGACCACAUCCAGAGGCUCACUCAUUUUCGCUGGGUUGUGCCGGCAAAUGGAGAAGUGACCCUGAAACUGUGGUUCCACUCAUCUGUGCCUGGUGAUUUUAAACAGACUCUGGGGUUUGAAGUGAUGGGGACCAAGCGCUGCUAUCAGCUCUACUGCAGAGGCAUCUGUGCUUUCCCAUCCAUCAGCAAAGACUAUAAGACAGUGUUUGCCCAUUGUAAAAAGGCCAUGCAGAAAGAGAAUGACUUACAGAAGACAUACAUCAUCCGCUCAUGCCUUUAUGACUUCGGGCCCCUGCUUUGUGGAAGAACUAGAGACAGGUCCAAGGAAAAGAAGUCCCCAGAAAACACAGAAAGACUAGUAAUACACAACAACUCCCCCAUGGAGGCAGAGGUUCAUUUCUGCCUCAACCGGGACACCAAAUCGACCACAUUCAUCCUGGACCCUCUGAGCAUGGUUCUUAAGCCCAAUGAGAGAAAGGAGCUCAGAGUAUGGGCAUACCCCACCACUCCAGGUCUUACAGAAGACAGUGUGGUGUGCUGUAUUAAGGACAACCCAGAACCUGGCAUCUUCUUCAUCUCUUGCAGAGGAGUCCGGCCAGAGCUGGAAGUGGAGCACAAGCAGCUUAAUUUUGAUAAGAUUUUCCUGGACAGGAGGGAGACACGCAGUCUGUGCUUGCGUAACCCCACUGCACUGCCAGUCGCCUGGAGGCUAGGUGGCCUUGAGGUGCUGGGUGAGGAGUUCAGCGUUUCCCAGGACCACGGCAUCAUCAUGGCGUACUCUGAGUUUUCCUUGUUCAUGCAUUUCCAAGCCAUAAAACCUAUUAGUCUGAAGAAAACCAUAAGAUUGGAGGUGUCAGAUGUGGAGAAUAUUCUUGGUGUUGUCCAUACAGAGAACAUUAAUAUUGUGGCAGAAGCGUAUGAUGUGGCCCUGGAAAUUACAUUUCCAAAAGGUAAAGACACCAGUCUGGACUUUGGCAUGAUCAAAGUAUCAGAAACACUGCCGUUAUCUGUUAACUUGAAAAACAAGGGCAAACAUGACAUUGCCUACAAGUUCAUCCUGGAGCCUACCGAGCCUGGAAUGCCUAAACUCAACUCACUCUUCACUAUUACACCUCAAAAAGGCUCUCUUCAUCCCACUGACCGGCACACAUGUGUCCAAGUCACCUUCUGCUACAACAAGGAGGUGUCUAUCAGACAACAGCCAAUUUUACACUGUCAGGUCAUUGAACCAAAUAUUGAUGAAGAUGGAGAAACCAUUAAGAUCAUACCCAUCAAAGUGUCUGUGCAGUGUCUCUAUUCCAAGUACAGCAUCCACCCUGAGAAUAACAUCAACUUUGGCUCAGUAGAGCAUGGUUCCCGCAGGACACAAACAAUUACUGUGGAGAAUAGGGGUGAAUUUGAGAUCUGUUUCACCAUCUCCAGAAUGUUUAAAGAUCUCCCAGUGUCUGAACAGAAGAAAGGUAUAGGCAAGAAAUCUUCCAGAGAGAACAACUCAGCAAGACGAUUAUCCUCCACCAUUAAAUUACGCCAGUCUGACUCUACCCAGAAGGACAAUAUUAGGGACACCAUACCUUCUCAGACACGUUUGCCUAUGGGGUUGUUCUCCUUGUCUCCAUGCUUUGGCAUCCUUCCACCUGGUGCCCAGCAGGUGGUAACUGUGGACUGUGUAGCAGAGCAGGUAGGCUGCUGGGAGGAGUGCCUGGUGGUGGACAUCACUGAUCGAGACCCUUUUGACAGCCCAGGAGGGAUUCUUUACAAGCUGCUAGCAGAGGUCUGCAUGCCAGGAAUAGCCCAUGAAGAUAUUGCUUCAAUCUUUGAAGAACACAGAUUGUGCAAGAACAGUAACAUGCUACAAUGUAAGCAUUAUCAAGAGGCUAUGGGCAUCUACAUCCAGGACGAGAACAAGUUUGUCUUCAACAAUGUGCUAGUUGGCCAGUCAGCCAAGGCCCGCUUCCGUCUUACUAACCCUGGAAAAAUAGCUUGUAAACUUAGUUUACAGGUGAAAGCUGUCCUCAACCAGAUGUCCAUACGUAGCUCUGAGGUGUUUGAACUGAGCCCUACUCGGAUGAGUAUCCCCAGUCACUCACAUGCCUUUGCUACAAUUACCUUCACUCCCCAGCACAUGCAGACCUACCUUGGAGUGUUUGAAGCCUCUCUAGAAAGGGCAGCCGGGAGCAAGGUGCUGGUGUUUGAUUUGCUGGGAGAGGGUAAUUUGCCCUGCAUAACUAUUCUAAAACCAAUCCAGAGGACUAAACAUGGACAGCCAGUCCUGCAGUUCAAGCGGCUGCUGGUAGACAAGAGACAAAUCCUCCCUCUGGUCAUCAAGAACAUUAGCAAUGUACCUGCACAGGUUAGCAUUGAUCUGCUUGACAAGAUGGGAGUCUUUGCUUUAAGGGCAGCUCCUGACACCUUAUGCAACCACAUCUCCUCUUCACACAUUGCAAGUGAGCCUGGAACAGAAGAAAGACAGAUGGCCCAUUUGGUUUCCCUGACUCUAAUGGCUGGACAGCAAGCGGAGUUUGCAGUGGAGUUUCAUCCGGAGCUACCUCAUAGUUUUGAGGCCACCAUGCAGCUGUUGGUAAAAGACAACCAGUAUGAAACGACACUGAUACAGCUCCUAGGAGAGGGCUACCGUGACAUAAUCUCUUUGGACCACAUCAGCAGCAAGGUUCCUCAGGACCAAGACAGCACAGAAGCCAGAUGUGACAUUGUGCACUUCGGAGACUGUCACGUGGGUCGUCUUUACCACAAGACUUUCACCAUGACUAACCACAGUAACUCAGUGGCUCUGCGCUUUCAGUGGCCUCAGGGUGAACCACAUCUGCAUUUCUCACCUCAGAUAGGCCAUCUCCAUGCCGAGUGCACCAAGGAGGUGACCGUAAGCUUCAGCUCAGAGCAACCCAUAGUGCUGAAUGCACAGGUAAUGAAGUGUAAACUCUACCAGAUAACCUUCCAGCAGCCUGUGGACCAAGUGCCAGACUGGGAUGACCGUCACCGGACUGUCAAGUGGGUGGAUGUGGAAAAGCCGCUCUCACCUCAGAGACCAGCCAAGAAAAAGGUGGUAGAGACUGAUCCGGAGCCUGUCCAUUCAGUGGUGGAAAACUCGGUUAGGGAGCUAGAACUGGGGAUUAGUGCCAUGUGUGAUUAUGCCAAGUUUGAGUGUGAUGCUGAACAUAUCCAUUUUAAAGACACCAUGCUCUUUCAGACCAGAAUCUUCCAAAUGCAGAUGGACAACAAAGGCACUGUGGAGCUUGAGUACUCCUGGCAGGUUGUGAUGGAGACCUUUGGGAAGACUCUUUGCUUUAAUCAUGGAGACAUGACCCCUAAUUCUGCCAAGGGAAGUCAGACAGUGCUGAGGCCAGCCAGCAAUUUGAGGAGUUUGUCCACUCUGCUGUUAGGAGAUCCAGAACUUCCUCCCUUCACUGUGGAGCCCAGUAUGGGGCUUAUCCUGCCUGGAACAAACCAGAUAUUUCAUGUCCGCUUCUCCCCUCUAGAAGUAGCCCAAUAUGAGGCCAGGCUAGUCUGCAGCAUUCCCAAUCUGAAGGACAAACAGAGUCCUGUGAUAGCAGUGAACGGACGCAGUAUGAUGCCUUACUGCCAUUUCCACCUGGAAGACUCAGGAUACCUCACUGAUAACAAACAGAACCUUGAGCUCCCUGGCCCCCAGGGGUCCACACCCAGGGCCAUCCUGGAUCCCAACACCAAAGUUAUAGAAUUCACAUCCACAGGGGUCGGCACAUCUAUCUGCAGGACCUUCAGUGUUGUAAAUCCCACCAACAAGCCAUACUCAUUGUUGUGGAGAUGUGAAGACUCUGAGCUUAAACCCUUCACCUGCCUUACACCAAAGGACUUCAUUCAACCUGGCAAGACGGUGGAGGUCUCAUUUAAAUAUCAUGCCCAAGAGCUGGAUUUUGUGGAAUCCUUCUGGACCUUCUUAAUCCCAGAGCACAAGUUCUCUGUGCCCUUCCUGCUGGUGGGCAUAGCGAAAGAUCCAGUGGUGUACAUUGAUCAUGCUCAUCUUAAUCUAGGCAGCCUACUUAUAGGUCGUAAGGUCCAUAAAAUUGUGUAUGUGGUGAACGAAGAAGACCAACCUUUCCACUUUGUCAUUGAGGAGGUCUCUCGGCACUCAAAGUCUUUCAAAGACAGCCUGAUACUGAAGCCCAUGCAAGGGACAAUACCCCCCAGAGACAAGUUCCCAGUGGCCAUAUCUUUCACACCUACACAGGAGGGUAUGGUGACAUUUAACCUGCGCAUGGUGAUCAGAGGAAAAAUUCAGCCACUCACUAUGAACGUGAAAGGGGAUGGCUACAACAUGAAUGUCUGUGUCCAAUAUGAGAGUCCAGAAGGGGCCAUGACUGAACUCUCUGCUGCUGAUAGUCAUCUUGUGGACUUCAAACAGGUGGAGCUGAGUAGUAAGUCCACGUGUGCCUUUGUGGUGUCCAACCCUGGGAGAUUCAAUGUGGAUGUGCAGUAUGAGAUAACAGGACCUGAAGAGCUGCAUUGCCACCUGCAGGUGGAGUCCACAAAAGCUGUAGUGUUAGUGGGAAAACAGAAUCGUUGCAUCCUCAGCUUCUUCCCCCUGAAGAAGUGUGACCUCAAAGAUAUGGGCUUCUUAAUCAAGGUAAAGGACGGCCCUGUUUUCCGUUGCAGACUGCUGGGUUCUACCACCAGCCUGGGCCUGGAGUUUUCUUUCCUCAAGUACAACUUUGGAAAGAACUUCAUUUACUCUGCUGGCAUGGUGCCUGCCACAUGCAUACUGCUUAUCAGCAACAAAGGGGAUAGAGGAAUCAGUGUGGACUGUUUAUUCUCCAACACCCCUUUUCUGGAAGUGAGCUUCAUACCUGAUGUGCUGCCCCCUGGUGGUAGCAUGGAGGUGCCUUUCAGGUUCUACCCAAGAGAAGCAAUGCCCUACCAUGAAAAGGUGGUCUUUGAGAUAAAUGAGUAUUCCAUGCAGGUAGUGGAGAUCAUGGGGCAAGGAAUUGAGAUGAAGAUUGACGUAGAGGAUCCAAAAUUAAAGACAGUGAAGCUUGGAACUCUACAGGUGGGUGAGAGGAGCAAGAAGCUCAUCCCCCUGAUAAACAACAGUCUGUCUUCCUUGACCUUCUCUCUCUUCUUCAAACCCUCUGCACAGACUCUACUGAACUCUAAGGUCCUGUCAGUGAAUCCAAGUAGGAAGCUGACGCUGAAGGGUGGGGGGGGGAAGUGUGUGGUGGAGGUGCUCUUCAGCCCUCAGCAACGCAUGGCCCCAUUCAGCGAGGAGGUGCAGCUGAAGUGUUUGGGCACCAUACGUCCCCUACUGGUGCUGAAAGGCUGCUGCCAGGGUGUGGAGGUCACACUGGACCAGAACUACUUGUCCUUUGGAGCAGUGGCCCAGCACUGCCAAGCCACACGUCAUAUUAUGCUGCAAAAUACAGGAGAUAUUGGGGCUAGGUUCAAGUGGGAUGUAAAGGCUUUUGCUCCAGACUUCAGUAUCUGCCCUGCUGAAGGUUACAUUUGCCCAGGAAUGGAGGUGCCUUUGGUGGUGACCUUUGCUCCUGAUGAGGUCAAGCAGGAGCUGUGCUAUGAUAACCUUUUCUGCUCUAUAGAGGGGGGCAAGCCUGUAACCCUCACCCUUGCUGGCUCCUGCGUUGUUCUCCCAGUAGCCAAUCAGGUGCUGAAUUUUGUGUGUCAGGUCCGUAGUCAGUGCACUCAGUCUGUGACUCUGUCUAAUAAUACUAACCAGCGCUGGUGCCUGAAGCCUGUGAUUGAGGGUGAAUAUUGGAGUGCUUUACUCUCCCUCGUCAUUGAGCCAUACCAGCAAAAUAAAGCCUACGAGAUCACCUAUAAGCCCAUGGUCAUGACCACGGAUGGUAAAAAGCACCUGGGCUCCAUGUUUUUCUCUUUCCCCGAUGGUUCAGGCAUGCUGUACACCCUACAGGGCACAGCAGAGCCACCUAAAGCCGUGAGCACAAUCAGCCAUGAAGUACCUUGCAAGACAUCCUACACAGAGAUUGUCCCUGUUCAUAACUGGUUGUCCAAACCUCAGAGAUUCCAUGCUAUAGUGGAGAUGAUUAAACCCGAACGUCCUGACAGCACGAUCUCACUGAAGGGGCUUGAUUAUGUGGAUGUGUCGGCGUUGACCAAACGGAACUACAAAAUCUCCUUCUUCAGCUACAAGGAGUGCCAAUGCAAUGCCAAACUAACCUUUAAAAAUGAGGCCACGGGGGAAUACCAGUUCUACUAUCUCAACUUCAAGGCUACACCUCCAGGAGUGAUCAGGACAAUUGAGAUGGUUACAGUGGUUAGGCAGAUGACUUCAGACUGUGUGAACUUGGAAAAUCCUUUACCCACCAACCUGUUGUUCACAACUGAGUGCCGCAAUACGGAUGUCAACGUGCAAUCUCAGUUCUCAGUGCCUGCACUCUCUACGGAAACCGUGAGGUUUGAGUACCAGCCUCUGCGUUCAGGUGAAACUACAGCACGGCUCAUGCUGCAUAACAAUGAACUGGGUUAUUUCAACUAUGAGCUUUUGCUCCGUGCGCUUCCUGCUCCUCCUGAGAAACCCCUUUACUUCAGAGCACCACUGGGCAGUGGUCAAUACCUCACUGCCAGGUUCACCAGCUAUUCCCGUGUCAAGGCUGAGUACACCUGCAAGACAGACAGUCCGGACUUUAUUGUGGAAAAGAAUUUAAUGAUGGUGGCGGCGAGCUCCCAAGCAGGGACAGAUGUCAGUGUGGAGGUCUAUUUUGAGCCCUGUCAGUUAGGUGAGGUGCGGGGCCUAUUGACACUAUCAUCCAGCACUGGAGGGGAUUAUGUGUUCCCUCUGUAUGGAACAUGCACACCUCCCAAAGCCCAGGGCCCCUUUGCCAUCCGUGCUGGUUCCAACAUCUCCAUCCCCUUCAAGAAUGUCUUCAUGGAGACCACAGCCUUUUCUUGCCAAGUGGACAACCCAGCCUUCACCUUCAAGGGCAUGGACACCAUUCGCUCAAAGAAGACUCACCAAAUCAUUGUGAGCUUUGAGAGCCCACAGCCAGGCUCCAAGACCCCCUGCACUGGAAAACUUAUCAUCUCAAGUCCACGCAUAGAGGGCCAUGGCACAGGCCUCUCCUGGGUAUAUUAUCUGAAAGGCAUCUCCCCAGAGAAGCCUCAGAGAGAGAAGAUGUCAUAAAGUGCUGCCAAGGUCCAAAGAACAAAUCUUACGUGUGUUUAUCUUAAAAAUCACAUCCAACUGUAGUUUUCAAUUAAAUAAACAUUUUAGCAAUGGUCACUUUUUGCCUUGUACAGUUGUUUCAAACCCAGACAAAAGCAAAUAAUUUUACCUACAGUAAUAUA